Paramecium tetraurelia is the source of this 1062-nucleotide messenger RNA. RefSeq lists its product as uncharacterized. The record is from RefSeq and is a predicted model, not a curated record. Gene Ontology annotation, molecular function: ATP binding; protein serine/threonine kinase activity. The transcript has 4 exons. Gene Ontology annotation, biological process: peptidyl-serine phosphorylation; autophagy. NCBI's taxonomy places the organism in Eukaryota, Ciliophora, Oligohymenophorea, Peniculida, Parameciidae. Gene Ontology annotation, cellular component: cytoplasm.
AUGAUUUGUUCUUAUGAUUUAUGUAACACAUUGAUAAGUUUAGAUUCCUUAAUGGAAGGACUGACAAUAUAAUGUUUAUGGUGUCCAAAUGCUUUUUAUUGUUGUGAAAUUUGUCGAAUUUCAGAUAGCAAACAUUAAGAAUUAUGUGGAGGGAUAGAGCAGGCAGUUAUAGUAGACAAAUAAAGUGUUAUAAAAGAAAUGCAAUUACUAGAAUAAAUAGGAUAAGGGAGUUUUGGAACAGUGCAUAAAAUAUAAAUACAAGGACAAUUGUAUGCUCUAAAGAAGAUGAAUAAGAAUUAAUGUUCGAAGGAGGUAAGAAUUCAUAAGCAUUUGAAUCAUAAAAACAUAAUUUAGUUUCAUUAUUUCAUAGAAGAUGACGAUUAUAUAUAUAUAGUUAUGGAAUAUGCAUCUAAAGGCACAUUAACAUAGAAUAGAGAGAAUUGCAAUUUUUACAACAUCUUUAUAUAAUUAUGCGAAGCUACUAUGUAUCUUCAUGAAAAGGGUAUAAUCCAUAGAGAUUUGAAACCUGACAAUAUUCUAUUGGACAAAAAUGGGAAUCCUAAAAUUUGUGAUUUUGGCUUAGCUACUUAUGAAAGUGUAAUAAGUAGUUUUUCGGGAACAUUUGAAUUUAUGGCACCAGAAGUUAUUAAGAAUCUACCUCAAACUCAGAAAGUUGAUGUGUGGUCAUUAGCUGCUAUAUUAUACUGGUUGCUCGAAAACAAACCAUUAGUAUAAGGCAAUUAGAUUGAGAAGAUGCAGUAAAUUCUUGAUUUUAAGUCACCUUAAUUUACAAAAAUAACAAAUCCUUAAAUUCAAGAUCUAUUAAAUCAGAUGCUAGUCCCUGAUCCUGAUGAGAGAAUUUCAUUGCAAGGUGUGCUAAAUAAUAAAUGGAUAGAAAACAUAGAUAGAGUAGAGAAAGAAAUUAAUGAUAUUUCCACAUAACCAAGUCUUUAAAGACAACAAUAAAUAGAAAUCCAAUAAUAAAUGUAAAAUCAAAAUGUUAGCAUUUUGUAAAAAGUUAUAUCGCUUUUUCGUUGUGGAGGGAGAGAGAAACAAUUUUGA